Truncatella angustata is the source of this 1280-nucleotide messenger RNA. RefSeq names its product kinase-like domain-containing protein. Gene Ontology annotation, biological process: autophagy; peptidyl-serine phosphorylation. The transcript has a single exon. The record is from RefSeq and is a predicted model, not a curated record. Lineage: Eukaryota; Fungi; Ascomycota; Sordariomycetes; Amphisphaeriales; Sporocadaceae. Gene Ontology annotation, cellular component: cytoplasm. Bases 149 to 961 code for a protein of 270 amino acids. Gene Ontology annotation, molecular function: protein serine/threonine kinase activity; ATP binding.
ACCAAUUCCCUACAGUAUAUAAUGAUUCGCUGUGUAUCACAUCUUCGCUCUUUUGGUAACUGUAUCAUUGAGUGCCCAUCCUUGUUUUUGACCCUAUGAACUGAACAACCGAACUUUGCUCUUCAUUUCCUUCGCAAGCUUCUCCACCAUGACAGCACCAAUUGGUAGCAUCACACAUCCUGACGAUAUAAAGUCGUUUGCCGAUAUUAGCGGAAUAGUGGAAACACAGCAAACAAAUCAACCAGUCUUCGCAACGUAUUGGAAAAUCUACGAAAAUGGCGAUGCAUAUGUUGCAAUCGUACCUAAGAGCAGGCUCGAUACCAAGAUAGAAGAGGUGAUACCAGCCUUACAACGAGUGCCAGACGAAAAGAUAUACCCAGACCUAAGCGCAGGUGUAGAACUGACAAUCUUACCAUCUACUUGGGCGUCAGACGUCAAUAUAUUCACCAAACGGCCGUCUUUCAUGUGGAUCGAGGAUGGUGAUUACCAUUGGAUUCGUAAUAUUUUCCUGGCUGAGGCAAAGAUCGUGGAGCAGAUCUCACGGGCGCCUCACAAGAACAUCGCCCAGUACUACGGAUGCUACCAAAGAGACGGCCGCCUGACAGGAAUAGCCUUGAGACGAUACGAGUAUACUCUGGUAGAGUAUUUCCAAAAGGCGUGCGGAAACCUGGCUGUAGAGGUUUUUAUGGCGAGGCUGGAGUCGGCAAUACACCAUCUACAUUCACUAGGGUUAGCGCACAACGAUCUCAAACCAAGUAACAUUAUGUUGGACACGGAAAACAUGCCGGUUCUAAUCGAUUUCGGGUGCUGUCAGCCAUUUGGGGCAAGAUUGAUGCAGGGAGGGACGGUUGAGUGGCAGGAAAAGCCGUUCAGUACUUCGCAUUGCAGCCAUGAUAUUUACGGGCUAGAAUUGAUUCGGGAGUGGCUUAUGGACCCAAAGCGAGACUUGACAAGGUGUUAGAUCAUCAAGUCUCAUCGCGUGUGACCACACAAUACUCCUAUUAGUAGUCAAGUAAGGAAAGAGUGCAGCAAUCUUCGUGCGACGUAGUAAUAGAGCGCCAACCUCGUCGCCGCUAUUAACCUCUAGAGACCUUAAGGACACUGUUCUUUUUGAUAUGAGAAGCCGCGUCACAGACGCUUUACCAAGACAAAAAUAGGAGGGCUUCGACAUCGCUUUGAAAUUGCAAUAGCUUUAUAAGUGAUAGCUCUCAAAUCGAAGAAGUACGUACGAAGGAGAUGGCGAAUUGGCGAAUUAUUGCUUUAAUCUUGGAUAAACACAC